UCUUUUAUUAACUUAUAAUUAUAUGUAUAUUAUGUGCUCCGUUUUCUAAAGAGCAUACUAAUUAAUUAAUACUAAUAUUAAUGAUUUUCUACUUUCUAAUAAAGAAAAACACACAAACGUGACAACGACCUGUGACGUCAUCAAAAGGCGCAUCCCUGUGCUCUGCUUGUGCGACUUUAGGCGCAGGUUUCUUUCGAAUGGUUUUUCGUAAAUAAAAAGGACUUUAAAAUGUCUAUGAAAGGAAGAUUUCCGAUCAGGAGGACUCUUGAAUACCUCCAGAAGGGAGACAUCGUCUUCAAAAACAAAGUGAAGAUCAUGACGAUCAAUUACAACACACAUGGAGAGCUCAGCGACGGAGCAAGAAAGUUCGUGUUCUUCAAUAUUCCUCAGAUUCAGUACAAAAACCAGUGGCUUCAACUAAUGAUGUUCAAAAAUAUGACGCCAUCGCCGUUCUUGAAGUUCUACCUGGACAAUGGCGAGCAAGUUCUGGUGGAUGUGGAAGGAAAGGACCACAAACAAAUUUCCAAACAUGUUAAGAUGAUUUUGGGCAAAUCAGAAGAAGUGUUAGAAGCUGAGGCACAAUCCAAGAUGCAGGAAUCCAACCCCGCAAACUUUGGGCCCAAAAAGUACUGCCUGAGGGAGUGCAUCUGUCAGGUGGAGGGCCAGGUGCCGUGUCCGAGCACCACUCCUCUGCCCAAGGAGAUGACGGGCAAAUACCGCACCCUGAUGGCAGCUGAGGAGAGCUGAGUACUGUAGAUUCACUGGACAAUAUUAUAGCAUUGUGAUGUUCUCUAUGAUUUUGUACGAUUACGUGAAAGGACUACCGCAUUGCAUAUUUUGCUGUAAAUAUGUGUAACCUAUAGGGUCCCACUAUGCUGUGCAUUGUGAGAACGUUACUGUACAGAGACCCUCAAGUACACCAUGAGCAGCAGGAACCUACCAACACAUGGCAUCGUUUGGGCAAAAACUUUGCUCUAGGUUUGGAUAACUUGAUAUCCGUUUUUACGUGAUGUGACCUAGUUGAAGAAUCCACACAUCCGGAUGGGAUUUUACAUCCAGCCCAGUGUUUAUACUGCAAUGUAAACAUUAAAAAUAAAAAUGAUUUGCCUACGUGG
Molecule: messenger RNA, 1115 nt
Organism: Cottoperca gobio
Lineage: Eukaryota; Metazoa; Chordata; Actinopteri; Perciformes; Bovichtidae
Gene: mrps25
Product: mitochondrial ribosomal protein S25
Exons: 4
Coding region: 229-747 (172 amino acids)
Cellular component (GO): mitochondrion
Molecular function (GO): structural constituent of ribosome
Source: RefSeq, a predicted model, not a curated record